Chaetomium fimeti is the source of this 2295-nucleotide messenger RNA. RefSeq lists its product as uncharacterized. The transcript is spliced from 5 exons. The record is from RefSeq and is a predicted model, not a curated record. Lineage: Eukaryota; Fungi; Ascomycota; Sordariomycetes; Sordariales; Chaetomiaceae. Bases 54 to 2081 code for a protein of 675 amino acids.
AUGACAGCUCCUCCUCCGGCCACGAUGCCCAAUCUCUCCGUCCCAACUCAUUCAUGAGGCCGAGCUCGGCCCAUCUAAUGAGCCCCAACAGUGAUAUCGUCGGCCCUUCUCCUGUGACAUCGAACGGUACCGCGACCACGGAAAUCGAGGAUGAGGCGGCUGAAAAUGCCGAGGAAGAAAACGGCCAGCAUAUGAUGCUGAGAACGAACAUCCCGGAUCACAUUCGAAGGCCCCUGAGCGAAGAGGUUGUCUCGGUAAUACACGCACCCCCGAGCUUCCAAAACUGGAAGUCGAACGAUGCGGCCUCAAGAUCCAAUUCGGCAAGCGUCGCCAGCGUGGAGAGCACGAGCGCGAGUAGCCCUCCACCAAGCGAGCCGUCAACAGUAACACCCCCGACGCAGCUACUCCCCACAGUUAACACCAAAGUGAAACCGGUGGCAUUUGGCAUAGAUGCCCCGACACCACAGGCUCAGAAGCUAGAAGAUGUGCUUGCGAGCGAUCCCUCGAAGUUGCGAUCGAGCACAGCCAGCAGUUUGGAGCGUGAGACUCGCCGUGUGUGCACGCCUCCGAAGUAUCUCUUCUCACAACUCGUUGCAGUGAUACCCGAAAGUCACGAGGUGGAUGCGGACGACGACGAAUACGACGACGCCGACGAUUUUGCGGACCCGGGGCUCAGCCAAGACAGCGAAGUCAAAGCACUUAGGGCAGCUCUCGAGGAGUGUUGGACACUGUGCAACACACUCGCCAACCUCAGCACUAUCCACCGGGAACGCGUCUUCAACAGCUCGGGAACACCAGACGCUCAUGAGAAGGCCUGGAAGAGCUGCUGGAAGCUUUGCAAGCGGCUCUACCACAGCCGAGACGACAUCUCCGAGUCCUACGGCGUCCGGACGAAUCUGGACUUGUGUCGUGACUUCUGCCAAUCAUUGUUUGAUGUGCGGCAAAAAAAGGAUGAGACAGCCGAUUCUAUCCUCAGAGUCAGCUUUGAACUCAACAACCACCUCUACAGCGCCCAGGAUAGCCGAUCGCUUCCCGAGGCCUUUCGGGAACGAACCUUGGAUUUCUACAUUACGUUAUGCCACCGACUCAUGAAGCAGCGCAGCGAUCUAGGCGAGGAAACGGAUUCGCUCUUACGGGCCUGCUGGUCUUUGGCCGAGAUGCUCUUCAGCCUGCGGCAAAACCGACGAGACGGCAAGACGGCCGACGAGGAGCUACUUGGCUCAGCGGUACAGGCGUGCUGGGAGCUCUGCGAUAUCUUCCGCGAGGGCUGGACACAAAUCCGGCCAGAUCGGGGCACCCCAAGGCCGAACCAGAUCAAUUUCUUCGCUGCCGGCCCGCCGUAUGGUCUCCAACCGAUGGGUAGCCAUCCAUCCGAGGUCGCUCGUUCAAAUGCCGGCAGCCGCGCAUCAUUGCAUUCGAAACGCAAGAGCCUCCAGAGCCUGACCGAUAUCGACCGGCCACGACCGCAUGCCGUUGUUCCUGAAACCCCCGUGACUGAGUUCGAGGACACCCCCGUAUCGCCCGACGCCAGCCCGCAAAUGCCCAACAUCCUGGUUCUCGGCACCUCGACCGACUCGCGGAGCGAUCGUGGCGGUCGGUGGUCAAGCAAUGCUUCAAACCUGUCCGGCUACAGCCAGAGCAGUCAACAUACUUCGAGUACGGCCACUACAGCUGCCACUGUGGAGGAUACUAACAUCACACGCAUCAAGGCGCUCAUCGUGAAGGCCGCCAUGAACAUAGGGUAUAACCGCGACGCGGCGGCAGCCAGUGGCACCGGCGGUGCAGUCUCGCUGCAGAAUUUCGUCAAGAGUCUACCGACAGGCUCCUUCGGCUCGCUGCCCACCCACGCAACGCUGCUGCAGGGGUACAAAAGCCUUGUGCUCAGCGACACACCGUUCCGCUCCUCGGCUAGCCUCCCCGUCCGCGGGAAACGAUUCACCGCCGUCGAGAUCGCCAAGAGCGUCAGCUGGAUGAUGCUGCGUUCGAACCAGUAUGCCUUCUUAAAGGAUCUGUUCCGGCUUGUUUUUGGAAUCCAGCCCGACGAGGCCGAGACGAGGAAGAAUAUGUCGAUCACGAUUUAAUACGCUGUUCCGUGUCCGUGGGUGACGACAAGCCCUCCGUGCGGUACGCCGGUUUCUGCCGAGACUUCUUACUACCGAGCACACGGCUACCGUCACCUCAUUCGGUCUUAUACCCUUAAUAACUCGCACAUUCAUCGCUACACAGACGCCACCCGCGGUGUUUGUCCCUUCCGCCGGCCGUUUAUCAACACAACACCACUUCAAUUUCCGGCCU